Molecule: messenger RNA, 645 nt
Organism: Toxoplasma gondii ME49
Lineage: Eukaryota; Apicomplexa; Conoidasida; Eucoccidiorida; Sarcocystidae
Exons: 1
Coding region: 1-645 (214 amino acids)
Source: RefSeq, a predicted model, not a curated record
AUGACACGUCCGCUGCUCCGUCCGCUUUGCUGCGGCGUUGGCCGACAAAGGUUUUUGUCUGUGUGCAUCUUUCUGGCUGCCUUUUCUCCUGCCUUGCUUGCCUGCUCAAACCGCGUAUGGCCAGACGGGGCUUCUCCGCCGGCAAGCUACUUCCUGAUAGUUGAGCCCGAGGGAAUCACCAAACCCCGCACGCAAGAAGUUUCCCUGCUCGGUGGACAGAGUUUCGCUCUGGUCGAUAAGACAGCAAACGGGCUCGAAUUCAACCCGGCCUCCUGGGACACGACAGCGCUCCCGUUCGAUGACUCCCACUGUCAGACAGACCAAACUAUUUCCAUGGGUUCGCUCUUCCCGGAGGCGACUGCCCAACUCUGGAGCCAGGUAGCUCCCCAGCCCGCUGAGGCGGAGGCAGGGGUGAAGAAAAUCUACAAAUUCGUCACUCCGCCAAUGGAGCAACUCCCGCGAAAGGCCGUCAACUUCUGUCUCGUGGCCUACAACAAACAAGCUCGCGGAUCGAGAACUGGCACCACAACCGAAUCUGAAACAGCCGGGCCAGCUCUCACACUCGUGUUUCAUGCAGCUGGACCACAAGCCACGUUCGGCAUCGCACUCGCCACUGUUUUCUUACCUCUCUUUUCCGUCUUUUAA